This is a messenger RNA of Ixodes scapularis (black-legged tick), 619 nucleotides long. RefSeq lists its product as uncharacterized. Lineage: Eukaryota; Metazoa; Arthropoda; Arachnida; Ixodida; Ixodidae. Gene Ontology annotation, molecular function: amine binding. The coding region runs from base 17 to 619 and encodes 200 amino acids. The record is from RefSeq and is a predicted model, not a curated record. Gene Ontology annotation, biological process: symbiont-mediated perturbation of host defenses. The transcript is spliced from 5 exons.
GACUGACCGCUUUACGAUGAACACGUUUUUAAAAUUAGCGAUAACUGCUUUAUGCGCUUUUAUCCCAUGUAAAGCCAAUAAGAUGUGCAGCUGUCCUCGACAAGACUAUUUGGAGGGCUUACCCGAUCACUUGGAAUAUCGAAGCGCAAAGGAUUUCCUCACGAGUAGGGAGACGUUAUACCUGAAGUAUCUUUCCGUGACAGUAUCUAUUUCCGGAAUUCAGUGCGUAACAAGCACACUAAGAGGCGCAGUUAAGCUUCCAGAGAUUCCACGCUGGAUUUAUUAUACUGAUGCAACUUCACCCAAAAAGAGAGAAAAAAAAGCAAUAACGUUAUAUAUGAGCAAUGAAACGUAUUUUACUACAGAAGAUUUCCCGCAAAUUGGCCAUACCUUCCCUAUUGUGUUCGCCGAUUCUAAGUGUAUGAUAUAUUAUAUUCUGAAAGAUUCAGUCUUUGGCAAUUUAGGAUGCGCUCUCUGGGUGAAAGCAAGAAGCAAAGACAGCCCGCUCCUCCACUGUCAACUCAUUUACCUGUUCUUCUGUGAUACAAGCUUUAAAGAGGUUUACAACAAAGAAGCAUGUGAUGACCUUGUAACAGAAUCAGAAAAGCCUUCAACAUAG